UGAGAAAGAUCCUCCGUUGCGAGGUGGCAGCAUACAAUAGAUCACUGUCCACGUAUCAAUCGGACAGCCCGCAGUUCCGUGCGAUAUAACGCCACAUACUAAUUUUAUUUCAUUUUAUUAAACAAAAAUCCUCAACAGCUGCAGGUGGAAAUUAGGAAAGCCGAAGCCGGCGGCGGCGAGAGCGACGGGGGGUGGAAUCGAUCAAAGGUCUGAUAUGAAGAUUCUGAGAAGGAAAACGAAGUUUUGUGAUGGAAGUGCAGCUUUUUUCUUUUUCUUUUUAUUUAUUGGGAUGAGAUCGGGCAAAAUGGAUGUCACAAUUAGUGUUUUACACAAUUUCUUGUAGAUAAUGGAAGUGCGGGACCCUAGAUUGUGGGUUUUAAUGGCCACAAUUAAGGUAAAAAUUGGAUUUUUUGGGGCCAGGAUGCGAGCAAUUAUGUGGUGGGGCUAUCCUUGGAAAUGUUUUUGUAAGGGAAUCUGGAAUUCUAGGUCAUCUAAUUUAUAAAUUUUAGGUGGAUGUGGUUCCACAUCCAUUCGCUCUCAUUUAUUGAUGCCUUUAUGUGACAACUCUUUGGGUUCUUCCCCCUUUUACUUCCACUGGUUUCAUUAGUUACAGGUUGAGAAGUCUUUAAGGUGGGAUAUCUCUCAGGUUCUGGUGUAAUGUCAACAAUUUUUUUUAAAAAAAAUUUAGAAUUCGAUUCAUAGAACAUUUCGGGCAGAGUUGAAAUGAGAAAGGAGAAUAUUUGAGUUUAAGCAGGGAAAAUGGGUGUGGAAAAACAGAAGAAGUUUCUUACAGUUGCUCCUUUUGAAUGUGCAUGGCGCGAGGAGCUGAGAUUUAGGGAGGCUGGGCGAGGGUGUGUUGCCUUUGAAGCUUUUGCUCAAAAUGAUGUCACCUUGGUGUUCAGGGAGCAAGUGGGAAGCCAACAUUACCAUUACAAAAUGGAUAAUGGUCCAAAUUACACUGUAAUUCUGGGGAGCCAUAGGAAUCGAAGACUGAAGAUUGAAGUGGAUGGGAAGACUGCGGUGGAUGUUGCUGGUAUUGGACUGUGCUGUUCCUCGACAUUUCAGAGCUAUUGGAUCAGCAUAUAUGAUGGCUUGAUUAGUAUUGGCAAAGGAAAAUAUCCUUUCCAGAAUCCUGUCUUUGAGUGGCUUGACUCAAAUCCCAAUUAUAAUGUUCAAUAUGUUGGGCUAAGCAGCUGGGACAAACAUGUGGGCUAUAGAAAUAUCAUUGUCUUGCCCUUGACACCAAAUCACAACAGGCUCUGGAGCCAUAUUAACUACAAAGAAUAUGAUGUGGGGGAUGAUGAGGAUGGAAAUUUGGAAGAUGCUACUGACGGCUUUGAAAAAUGGGGGCUUUGGAAUUUUUUGGAGAGUUGGGAUCUUUCUGAUACAUUGUUUGUAGUUGGUGAUGAAAGUAAGGUUGUUCCUGCACACAUGGUUAUAUUGGGUGCUUCUGGGGAUUUCUUGUCUAGAUCAGUUGAUGGUAACACCAUUGUACUUCCAUCGACAACAUAUCCUGUUCUCCAUGCUUUUCUGGAGUAUAUCUAUACUGGUCGGACUCAAAUUGUUGAGUCGCAGCUUAACUCUCUGAGGGAUUUAAGCAUACAAUUUCAAGUCUCCCCAUUGACUAGGCAGUGUGAAGAAAUUAUAGAUCGUUUUAAAAUGAACAAAAGAUUAUUCGAUUUUGGUAUGAAAGUGGAAAUUGCAAAUGCUAGCUCUGAAGUUAGGCAGUUUAGCACCUUGCCCUUCGAACUCCCUCUUGAUGUACAGAAGCUCAAGCAUUUUUUUGCAACUGGUGAGCACGGUGAUGUAAACAUAUAUAUAGAGGGGCAUGGUCUUGUUGCCCGGUCACACAAGCUCAUUAUUAGUUUAUGGAGCAUGCCAUUUGCAAAGAUGUUCACAAAUGGGAUGAUUGAAAGUAAUUCUUCAGACAUUUGGCUCAGGGAUGUCUCUGCAGAAGCUUUUUCUGUCAUGCUUCAAUUUAUGUACAGUGGGGAACUUGAGAUGGAUAGCAUGGAAACAAGUUCCUUACUAAUUCCACUGCUUCUGCUGGCAGACCAGUUCGGAGUUACAAACCUUCAUAGAGAAUGCUGUAGAUGCCUUUUGGAUUGUCUAUCAGAGGAUACAGUUUAUCCCAUUCUACAAUCUGUUUCAUCAAUCCCUUCAUGUAAACUGCUUGAAGAAACUUGCAAGAGGAACUUUUCGAUGCACUUUGAUUAUUGUACAACAACCAGCAACGAGUUUGUGUUGUUAGAUGAGGCAACUUUUAAGGACAUUCUUCAGCAUGCUGAUAUGACUGUAACAUCAGAAGAAAAGGUUCUGGAUGCAAUUUUAGUAUGGUGCAUGCAAGCCUCUGAUAUCUGUGGCUGGGCUACAGUAGAUGAGAUCUUGGGUUCUUCGGCUCCUGAACAACUUUUUGGAGAGAGGCUUCCAUCGAUUGAUAUGUUGUUACCUCUUGUGCAUUUCCCUUUAAUGCCAUUGCAUUUGCUUCAGAAGCUAGAGAAGAGCAGGCUUAGCAGUCAGAUUCCUAUAUUUGAGCAGCUGGUGAAGGAAGCAAUUCAAUAUUCUGGCAUGGGACUUAAAAUGCCAGUAACUGAUCAGAAUUUCAGAUUCCAACACAGGCGGUCAAGCUAUAAGGAGCUCCAAUACAUAUCUGAUGGUGAUAACAAUGGAGUCAUUUAUUUUUCUGGGACAUCAUAUGGGGAACAUCAGUGGGUGAAUCCUGUUUUAUCUAAGAAAAUUACUGUAACAGCAAGCAGCCCUGCUUCUAGGUACACUGACCCAAAGACAUUGGUAUCAAGGGCAUAUCAGGGCACCUCUUUUGCUGGACCUCGGAUUGAAGAUGGCAUGAACUGUGCAUGGUGGAUGGUGGACAUUGGGCAAGAUCACCAGCUCAUGUGCAACUACUACACCUUGAGACAGGACGGCUCCACCACAUACAUGAGAUCAUGGGCUUUCCAGGGAUCUAUGGAUGGUGAGAAUUGGACCAACUUGAGAGUUCAUGAAAAUGAUCAGACUAUCUGCAGGCCUGGCCAGUUUGCAUCAUGGCCCAUAAUUGGCUCUACUUCACUGCUUCCUUUCAGGUUCUUUCGAGUCAUUUUGACAGGCCCUGCCACAGGUUAUUCGAACGUUUGGAAUCUCUGCAUAUGCUUCAUCGAACUAUACGGUUACUUCCGCUGAUUGAAUAAUAUGGAAAUCCUGCUGGAAAUAUCCUUCAAUGAUCCAUCAUAAAUUAAUGUGUACCCUGUGCAAGUAGAAUAAAAGGCAUUCUAAUGCCAGAUGUUGUUGUACAAACUCACAUGCUAGAUUUUACAUGCAUCUCCAGCUCACUUGGUGCACUUGCCCGUCCAUUCUGGAAGUCACUUUGUGAUGCUCAUCACCAUUAACUGGCUUGAGAGGUAGGUUGAUGAUGAAGCAUGCGAGCUAGCUAUUUAAAUUGCUAAAGUGUUUAUUGGUGUAAGUUUGAAUUCUCCAAUGAAGGAGAGGAAGCUCAAACUGGUGAAUGAAGGUCUCUCAAAUCAAAUAUUCCAUAUCGAGAAGAAGAUAUGCCUUUUGGAAUGGUUUUGACAAAUCAUACUGGACAUUGUUGUGAUUGCAAGUUUGGUAACCUGGGUUUAUGUAAAAGAACAGAAUGGUGGAAAGAAAGAAAUUAAAGAACAUUCCUCAACAAGCAACAUGAUUUAGUGA
Elaeis guineensis (African oil palm) is the source of this 3684-nucleotide messenger RNA. RefSeq names its product BTB/POZ domain-containing protein At2g30600. Lineage: Eukaryota; Viridiplantae; Streptophyta; Magnoliopsida; Arecales; Arecaceae. Gene Ontology annotation, molecular function: protein binding. The record is from RefSeq and is a predicted model, not a curated record.